Molecule: messenger RNA, 2217 nt
Organism: Gopherus flavomarginatus (Mexican gopher tortoise)
Lineage: Eukaryota; Metazoa; Chordata; Testudines; Testudinidae
Product: sentrin-specific protease 2-like
Exons: 10
Coding region: 21-1538 (505 amino acids)
Biological process (GO): protein desumoylation
Cellular component (GO): nucleus
Molecular function (GO): deSUMOylase activity
Source: RefSeq, a predicted model, not a curated record
AUUUCUGCAAAGAGUACAGCAUGAAUAUGAAAUCGAGACAUGACGCUGACAUUGCGCUGGCCCUAAGUAACAUUGCUAAAGCACAAGAAAAACAACAAAGACAUUAUGCUAAAAGAAAGACUUCUAAAUAUGGGGAAAUAACAUUUGAAGUUGGGGACUCUGUUCUGUUACUGAAUGCUAGACAGAGAACAAGAAAAGGAGGAGUAUUGGAAUCUAAAUAUCGGGGACCAUACAAAAUUAUGAGUGUUGAAGGUAAGAGAGUGAAAUUACAAACCAUCUCAGGGAAACAGUUAGGAACCAUGUACAGUAUUGCACACUUAAAACCAGUAAAAGAGCCAACAACAUUAGCUGCUGAAAGCACAUCAGAGGGAAAAACUGGAACUGAAAUUGGAGUUGGUGACACUGAACCAGAAACACCCACGGAAGAGAUUAGAGAAGUGGAUGGCACUGUAUCUCAUGACAGCAAAGUGGAAAACAUAGAGGUCACAGCAAUAGAAAAAGAGGAAUAUAUAGGGCAAGAUGUGUCAAACAAUGAUACAAGUGAUGCUGAUGACAGUUUUGAUGACAUGCUUACAGAGGAAGUGGAAGACAAGCAAUGGCUUCUGAAAGUAAAAUUGGUAAUGACCAGCAAACACACAGAGAGACUGGAGGCCAAAGUGAGAAACAUAAAAUUGUAUGGCUCUUCAUUUCAUUGCCUGAAACCGAGAAGCUGGAUAAGUGAUGAGGUUAUUGAUGCAUUUUUGAACUGUGUAGUUGAGAAAGCAGAUGGAAAGGUACAAGCCAUCUCAUCAGUAGUUUCCACUGUCAUUCUCUCAGGCAGAGCUACACAAAUGAAAGUGAAGAGUGAAUUACUUCAAAAUGAUAUAUUAUUGCUUCCUUACCACACACCAGGUCAUUGGGUUCUUGUGAUAGCCUUGAUGAAAAAAAAGGAAUUGUUAAUAAUUGACCCCUUGUGUGAUGAGAUCAGAUAUGAAAGAACAUGCCUGAGGAAUUGGAGAAACUUCAUCAAACGAUUAACUAGUAAAUCCUCAUCUGAUUGGAACAGUAAAAUUGUGCAGCAUCCCAGACAAAGUGAUGGCCACAGCUGUGGACCACUCAUCUUAAAGUUUGCAGAAACAUAUUUGCAGCACAAAGACAUCAGUACAGUGGAAACAACACAGAAGGCUAAUACUGCGUUUAGAAGACAUAUAGCAAUUCUUCUAAUGAAGGAGUCAGCGUGGAGGACUACUGCAUAUACUGCAACCUUAUUGACUGUGAAAAAGAAAGUGAGGAUUGCACGAUGGUCCAGUGUGAUUCUUGCAAGAGGUGGGCACAUAUACCAUGCAUUACAGAAGGAACCAAUCAAGAAAACCUCACAUGUGAGAAGAAAGAGUACAAAUGCAAGACAUGUGCAUAGUUCACUUCAUUACCAAAAAAAAAAAAAAGCAAUAAAGAAAACCCAUUGUUUAACUGCCUCUUGUUCAAAACAUAAUGCAACCCAAAGAAAUAUAUUUCUAUGUAUACAUCAGAUUAUAAUAAAUGUUUUUGAUGUUAAAUAAAUUAUUCUCUGUAUUUCUGUCCAUAUAUAUGAUGCAAACUAUAAAAUUGUAAAAGUAAUUUUAAAAAAUGAAAGUGGUGUCAUCAUAGGCGUGCUCCAUACCCCCAAACCUUACCUCCCUUUUCACGUAUUCAUACACAAAAAAGCGAAAGAGCGUACCUCAAUCAUCCAAUAGGUCAAUUUGGCACAUUAGCCAGGAGGAAGCAGAUCCUGAGUGUUUUCGACCACAGACUCCAUCCCUCCCGAUUUGCAACCAUCUCCGGACCAGUGACAGGUGCAUAGGCAGCCAUGUCAUUGGAACUAAGCAAGGAGGAAGCCAGUGGAAACAAUGAAAGGGGCCACUCUGGUUAUCACCUUGGGGUCAGGAGUGUGCCCUGUACCCCCAAACCUUACUUCCCUUUACACGUAUUCACACACAAAAAAGCGAAAGAGCAUGCCUCGAUCAUCCAAUAGGUCAAUUUGGCACAUUAGCCAGGAAGAAGCAGAUCCUGAGUAUUUUCGACCACAAACUCCAUCCCUCCCGAUUUGCAACCCCAUGGACCAGGCGGAGGAAGCAGAUCGUGAGUGUUUUCAACCACAAACUCCAUCCCUCCCGAUCUGCAACCCCAUGGACCAGGCGGCAGCAAUUCCUGAGCAGGAGCACAGAUAGUUUCCUUAUGUGACAGAAACUGCAGCUAGUU